GACGAGAAUCCAAAGUUUGAGAUAGGAUUUUCUCCUUUCUAUUUUAUUUCGUAUCCCUUAUAUAAUAUUCAGUGCAGAAGCAUCCUCUACAAAUAUCUGAAUAAUUAUGAUAAGAACGUCACGUAUAGCCCUCUGGUCAACAUCAACAAUUUAAAUAUAAAAACUUACGUCAUAUGCAUUUUUAACAGCUUGCACCAGAUUUACCACGAUGAGGGAAUAAGCGGAUUAUACAAGGGGUUAAUACCCAUGCUGGCUCACAUUGUAUCGAAGAAGUCCAUUUAUUACCUACUCGAAAAGAUACAUUUUUUUAUUUGGAGCAGAAGGGGCAGAGAAAAACAGAGAAGCCCAUACAACAGCGGAAAGGCGUCCCGCAGUUAUGAACACAAAUUCACGGACGAUGAGAGUCGUGAAGACGACCGCGAAAAUGCGAGCAACUUCAUCGGGGACGAGAUCAACUUCCAAGUUGUGCAGCAGAUGGAUAUGGUCAGGGACGAUGACGACUCUGUCAAGAAGAAAAAGAAAAAAAAAUACUUCCACCUGUCCUUUUAUCACAGCUUUUAUGAGUACCUCAGCUGCAUCCUGUCUUACCCCCUCCUGAACAUAUCGACCAAGUUGAUCGUCUUCCAGAACAAUUCUGUGUCGUUAAUGAAUAACCUAAAAACCAUCGUCCACCUGACCUACAUGUACGAUGGAGUCAAAGGCUUCUUCAAGGGACUAAACAGCUACCUGCUCAUACAGUCGACGGAGAAGAUACUUAACUGCUUUCUGUACCGAGCCUUUUCUGACAGCUGCUCGUAUGAGAAGGUUCUCACCAUUAAGGUGGUCCUAUCAACAUGCCUGAACACCAUCAUAGCGCCGUACAUUCAGUACUCCAUCCUUAGCAGGUCCCAGUCGCUCGUGCCGGGCCUUUGCAAAGACACAACCUUUAACCAUUUUUUUUGCAACUUCCACUGGAAGAGUCACCUAUCAAAUGUAUCCAUCGGAUUAAUCGUUGCUGGAGUUCAGUUGAUCAUCAUCGCGCUAAUUCCGAAGGAUACCCCCAAGAACGACGAAGUUGUGGACCAGGAAAAGGACGAGUACUUCUGA
Messenger RNA from Plasmodium coatneyi, 1086 nucleotides. RefSeq lists its product as uncharacterized. NCBI's taxonomy places the organism in Eukaryota, Apicomplexa, Aconoidasida, Haemosporida, Plasmodiidae. The annotation marks the transcript as partial. The transcript is spliced from 10 exons. The record is from RefSeq and is a predicted model, not a curated record. Gene Ontology annotation, molecular function: NAD transmembrane transporter activity. Gene Ontology annotation, biological process: NAD transmembrane transport.